UAAAACGUAAUAUUUAAUAAAUGAAAGAACUCUGAUAUUGUACUAGCGCUGUUUAUUUCUUUCCAUUUUGUUCUAAACACAAAUGUUUUAAUUAAUGAUAAAUGACGAAUAGCAAUUGUUUUAUUAUCUCUGUAUGUAAAUAUAACUUGAUAUGAUAAAGAAGAAUAAAGGUGCGUUUUGAUCUAACGAGCAAGUGUUCAUUUCAAGAAAAUUCAAAUCUACGCGAAUCUUGUAAUAGUUGAUUAUACUUCAAUUUGACAUGAUUGAAUUUGCCUCUUCUUAAUUCCAUAAGAUUCGACUUCACGCGAUUCAAUUUAUGCUACACAAUUUGAAUACACUACAUAUCAUGACAACGUAAAAACAGUAAUAAAAUAUUUACCGUUCAUGAUUAGUUUUAUGCGCAAAAAUGGCAAGUUUCUUUGGCGAAGUUGUAUUUCCAGUUUCACGAGCAUUUUGGGAUGAAGAAGAUGAAAAUGCACCAACUGGACAACCGGUAUAUCAACCCAAAUUUUUUGUUCAGUGGUUAAAAGCAAAGCCAAUUCGAAUCAAUACAGUAAUUGUAGUUGAAGGUGAAAUGUUAAUUGAUUUCUCAAGGGAAUGUUUGGCUCAAAAUUCAGAAGAAGUAUGUUUUGUAGAAGAUGACAAACAGAAAAAAGCAUGCUCAAUUUACCAAGUUAAUGAAGAGGUAUAUUUGUGCAUUGUGUUAACACAUUUUGAUGUCAAAUUUUCUAGUAAACUUGUAGAUAAAAUGACUGAUAUUUUAUCAAAUGUGGAAAAUACAAUUUGCAUAACAUGUCGGCAUAUAUCACAGUUUAAAAAUAAUAAUGUACCAACUGACCCAUCAUUCUUAAGAAUGUUAGCUACAAAGUGUGGAACUAAUGUUUGCAAAUUGAAAGUACCUUUUCUAGAACAACCAAAUAUUGUAUAUGGUGUCACAGCAGGAGUUUUAUCCUAUGCAGAAUUCACGGGGUUACCUGCAGUUUUAUAUGUUUUAUAUACAGACAGUUUUGCAUUGGACUCAUCAUCUGCAGAACCUCUUAUAAAAAUAUUUGAAGCUAUGAACUGUACACUACAUGAUGUAUCAUUUGCUGGAAAAGAUUUUUUUAAUAAAGGCAAUCUUUAUUUGUAGAAUUUCAACUAA
Messenger RNA from Megachile rotundata (alfalfa leafcutting bee), 1141 nucleotides. It is a transcript of the gene PSMG1, whose product is annotated as Proteasome assembly chaperone 1. Gene Ontology annotation, cellular component: endoplasmic reticulum. NCBI's taxonomy places the organism in Eukaryota, Metazoa, Arthropoda, Insecta, Hymenoptera, Megachilidae. Gene Ontology annotation, molecular function: proteasome binding. The record is from RefSeq and is a predicted model, not a curated record. Gene Ontology annotation, biological process: proteasome core complex assembly.